CGCCACUCGGCCUUGGCCUGGCCCGCCUCGGCACGAGAAGAAGAAGAAGAAGAAGAAGCAGCAGCUGUCCUCUGGCCGCCUCAGCUGAUCCUGGUCGGCGUCCACUUAUCUGCCUUAUCGUCCUGACUCCAGCGGGGACAUGGCACUUUCGGCGUCCUUCGUCCUCCGCCAGGGGCUGAGGUGUAGCAGAGUCCUUAGGUCGGGCAGUGUAUUUCCCUCCCUAGUGAUGCCCCCACGACUGCUGCACCAGGGUGACCCCCCAGCCCUGCCCCAGCUCCCAGUGCCUCAGUUGCAAGAGACACUCCAAAAGUACCUCAAAACAGUCAAACCCCUUGUAACAGAGGAGGAAUAUAUGGUCACAGAGGAGAUAGUAAAGAAGUUUGGUAAUAUUGAUGGAAUUGGCCAGAAGCUGCAGCAAAAGUUGGAAGAGAGGAAGAAAAACACUGAGAACUGGUUAUCUGACUGGUGGAUUAAUGCAGCAUAUCUGGACUGCCGUGGACCAUUGGUGGUGUGGUCUUCCCCAGGGCUUGUGUUUCCGCUUCAGGAGUUCAAGACCUUAGAUGACCAACUUAAUUAUGCUGCCAAAGUAAUUGCAGGAACUCUGGACUACAAGAUCAUGGUGGACGAGAAAACAGUACCAGUGGACCGCAUGGGAAAGGACAUCUUAGACAUGUCUCAGUAUUUCAAGAUCUUGGGCACUUGUCGCAUCCCCGGGGUGACAAGGGACACAAUCAGGUUUUAUGGACAAGAAGCAGACCCCCCAAAACACAUAGUGGUGGCACAUAACAAUCAUUUUUUCAAGAUUGACGUUUAUGGGAAGCAUGGGAAGCCACUCAACGUGCGUCAGUUGGUGCAUCAGUUGCGUAAUGUUGUAGAGCGCUCAACACACCCCACAGUCCCUGUUGGCAUCCUCACCACACAAAACAGGAAUGUCUGGGGCAAGGCAUACAAACAACUCAGGAAAGACAAAGUAAACAAAGCUUCCAUCGAAGAGAUUCAGCGCUGCAUCUUCUUGGUGUCACUAGAUGGUCCUAUUGUUAACCCCACUGGCAACAUCAUGACAGAUGCAGCCCUCAACUGUGUCCACGGCAAUGGACCCCAGGGUUAUGCUGGCAACAGGUGGUAUGACAAGACUAUCCAGUUCAUCGUUGGGAAGAAAGGUGCCGUGGGCCUGACCUAUGAACACACACCAGCUGAGGGUCCACCUAUUGCCAACCUCAUGGAUCACAUCAUGGACUUCAUAGGCCAAUCUCCAAAGGAUGAAUUAGUGGCAGAGCAGCAAGACCCUCGGCCGCCGGCAGUGGAGUUGUCCCGGCCUCAGCGUCUCAUGUUUAAUAUCAGCUCAGAAAUGAAACAGGAAAUUGAGGAUGCCAAGAUUGCUCUGGAAAGUUUGGUUGGUGACUUGGAGAUGACUUGCUUCAAGUUUACAGGCUUUGGCAAGAACUUCAUCAAGUCUCAGAAACUAAGUCCUGAUAGUUUCCUCCAAAUGGCCAUCCAAUUGGCAUUUUUCAGGAUCCAUCAAGAGCCAGGAGCCCAUUAUGAGUCAGCAUCCACGAGGAAGUACAUCUAUGGUCGCACUGAGACAAUACGCUCCUGCUCGCAGGAAUCGGUGGCUUUUGCUCAGGCCAUGUUGAAGCCUGACCUUCCAAAUGCUGAGAAAGCAAAGGCUUUGCGGGCUGCUGUUGAAGAACAUAAAAACUAUUCCAAAAGGGCUGUAAGUGGCUAUGGGAUUGACCGCCACCUCCUUGGACUCAAAUUGGCUGCCAUUGAGGCAGGGAUGGAUGUACCAAAGCUGUUCAUGGAUGUUGGGUACCUGCGCAGCUCUCAUAUGCGUCUCUCAACAAGCCAGGUUCCUGCAAGGUGUGAGGCUUUCAUGUGCUAUGGCCCUCUGGUGCCUGAUGGGUAUGGCUGCUGCUACAACCCCAGAGGCGAUGGUGUGUUCUUUGGUGUCUCAGCUUUCAAUUCUUCUCCCGAAACAGACUCUGCAACCUUCCGUGAGGCCCUUGAGCAAAGCCUGAUGGACAUGCAUGAUGUUAUAGUUAAGGAUGGACUCAAAGCCAAGUUAUAGAUUACUUGUCAUUAGUCUUUCUGCAAUGCAAUACAAUAAUUAAGCUUGAGAUAUUUUUAGUAUAGCCUAAGUCCAUUCAGUAUGAAGAUACACCCACUGCAAUUGGUUCAUUGAACAGAUAAAUGAUGUAGCAAAAAUACUCUGUUGCCUUGAUAUUAUAUUCUUGUAUUUUUUGUCUUUUGUUAACUGUGGCUGUGAUUAUUAUUGGUCUAACAGUUUCAAUGAUUGAAGGGGGAGUGGUCAGCUAUGAAAUAAUUAACAUCAUGUUAAUCUGAUGUGCACAUUUGGUAAAGUUGCUUACUGCCAUAACCCUAACUCUGGGAGAUUGUAUAUUACAUAGAAGGAAAAGCUUACCAACUUACAUGUUUGUCAUCAUCAUCAUCAUCAUCACCAUCAUUACAGACCUCAUUUAUCAUUUAGGCAGUGAGGAAAAUUGAAAUUACUUAAAAUCAGGUAAAGAAGGACUGCCAGAUGAUAGAGGCUUAAGACAUCAUUCAAACUUAUGCCAUACUUAAGCAUCAGCAAUGAUCAAUCACGGUCAAUGUCACUAUGGUUCCUCCAGUCCAAUGAAAGUCUGGAACUGUGUUUUCAAUGCGUCCCAGCCACUCUUGUCUCUCAACCAUAGCUUAAAAGGCAAGGAACUGCAACUGUAAAGGUCUUCUUAUGCUUCCUUGAUGUAGAAGAGCAUUAGUUGAAAACCAAGAACUAGUACCAAUAUGUAUAAAUGAAAAGAAAAAGAGAAAAGUGGCAAUAUAAAAAAUUACAUCAAUCAUGUUUGUAGCCAUGAAAAUCUAAGAGUAUGGGUCGCAUGAGUGAUGUCAGAGGGUCUGAUGCCAUACAGUGGUUUUAAAGUCAGUUGACGGUGCUAUCAUGCUUUUUAAAUUUGCUCUAUGAAUAAGUUAUAUGCCAACCAUUGCAUCCAUCAUUUUCCUUUCCUCUCCCAUUCUGAUUUUUUCUCAUCGCCUAGAUCAAUGCUUUAAUGAAUAUUGUUCCACGAAGGGCAAUUCAUCAUUGUACCAUCAAAUGGAGACACUGUUCAAUUGGUACUCUGCAAUUCUUGAUUUUAAUUUGUAAGAUAGUGUUUUUUACAAACUUACAGUUAAUAGACCUCAUUAGCUGAAUAAGUUAUGAUAUUUAAUAAGCUUUGGAAUAGUGUACAUUUAAUUACCAGAAGUCUGAUGGUCUCAAGAUAUAUGUGGAGGGCAUUA
Eriocheir sinensis (Chinese mitten crab) is the source of this 3276-nucleotide messenger RNA. RefSeq names its product carnitine O-acetyltransferase-like. The coding region runs from base 140 to 2068 and encodes 642 amino acids. The record is from RefSeq and is a predicted model, not a curated record. Gene Ontology annotation, molecular function: carnitine O-acetyltransferase activity. NCBI's taxonomy places the organism in Eukaryota, Metazoa, Arthropoda, Malacostraca, Decapoda, Varunidae. The transcript has 14 exons. Gene Ontology annotation, biological process: carnitine metabolic process, CoA-linked. Gene Ontology annotation, cellular component: peroxisome.